Molecule: messenger RNA, 431 nt
Organism: Desarmillaria tabescens
Lineage: Eukaryota; Fungi; Basidiomycota; Agaricomycetes; Agaricales; Physalacriaceae
Exons: 1
Coding region: 48-290 (80 amino acids)
Source: RefSeq, a predicted model, not a curated record
CGACAAUCAGGAUUCUUUAUCUCUUGUGCUAGGGUUUACUGUCACCAAUGAGGUCUUUACCGAGGUACAGUUAUUUUGCUGAUUGCAAAUUAUACAUCCGAACCCGUCUAUUAGCUUCGGCUUUUAGCAAUUUUUGGAACUCCCCUACUCACUUGACUUUCCGUGAAGAUGUGACUCUGCAUCUGAGGAAGACAAGUGUUAGUUACUGUAGUAGUAGUACUGUUGAAAUUUGCAAUGUUUUGUUCCAAAUAUUCCCUGUUGCGUCGAUACAUCAGCAAGAUGCCUUUUGAAUGUUCGCUGAAUGGAAGGGUGGUUUAACGGUGGAGGAAUUUCGUUCGCAGAGGGAUUGUUAUAAAUGAUUGCUAAUUGAGAUGGAGGAGCUUCGUGUCGAGGUGGCGCGUUAUUUGACAUGACAAACAACUCCGGCUCGA